UCUUUUGUUAACCCAGCAUGUUAAAAAUACAUGGUUAAAACGGCGAGCUAGCGUUAGCAAGUGGUUAGUUAGCCGACGCUAUGUGUCAUGUUUAGGUAUUAAAGAUAGGUUUGCUGCAUGAUAUCUAUUGUCUGCCCGUUGUUUACAGUAACGUGGUUUAAGGGUAACGCUAAGUGAUGCUAACGGUUCACCACGGUGCUCAUUCUCACGGCUAAAACCAUGUUAGCUGCUCGGUCUUUGUUGUCGACUGGCUGCAGCUGAGAGCAAUACCAAAGCGCAUGCAAGAGGGAACCACAGCUAGCAUGAUGCUGCUCCAGCAUGGGUCAACACAGCUGCUCUGCCUCACAGCCAGCAGUGGGGUCCCUCUCUUCACAAGAGGGGCCUCCAAACAGCUCCCCUUCUCUGUCAUCGGCUCCCUGAACGGUGUCCACAUGUUUGGAGGUGGUCAGGGAGUAGUGUUGUCCAGCUGUGAGACUGAAGGUGGGGGUAAAGUGGUGUGGAGAGUCUUCCAGGACAGUGUGAUGCUCAUCGCUGUGAGUGGACCAGGUGGCAGCAGCAAAGAGGAGGAGAUGUAUUUACAGCGCCUCCUGGAGAAUGUGUGGAGCUGCAUGGUGCUGGUGUUGGGACAAGAUGAGCUGACCAAUGUUAGAAACGUUGAGAGGCUGAAGAGGGACUUGCGGUCCUGCUUCAGCCUCAUUGAUCAGCUGUUGGAGGAGAAGCAAGAGGGCAUCCUGGGUAACCUGACCCACUGUGCGGACUCACUUCUGCCUCCAAACCCUGCUUUGCUUCGGGAGGCUGUUGAUGGCUUUGCUCAGGCUGCAGACAGUGAAUUUGGCUGCCUCAUUGUCCAUGGGCGAAUAGCAGCAGCCACUGAGAAGUGGUGGCGCCUUGCACCUCAAGAGGUUGUGCUGCUUUCUGCUUUGAUGCGAUCCCUCUCCGCUUCUGGAUCAGUCUCUUGUGAUUACCCAGUUUUCCUUCCUCAGGGCAGCCCCACUGUGGCCCACCGCCUACUUCGCUUCCAGCUGCUACCUGGGGCAGAUGUGUGUGUGCUGUGUGGCCCAACACCAUCCCUGCAUAAAGCUGAAAGUGGACUGGUGGUUCGUUUCUGGACACCCCUGGUGGAGACCCUGAGAGACUGUCUGGGCGUUGGAGAGCGCUGCUUACCAGGAUCUGUAACCCUGCGUCCUGAUGUGCUGGCACUUCUGCUCAUCAACCGUGAAACACGUCGCUCAGUUUCCUGUGUGCGGACUUCCACUAAUCAUCCACCUGGUGACCCCCCUUUACCCUCCAAGGCCCGCUGCUGGGAGCUACUAAAGCUCUUCUACAUCUUCAGCAUGACACGCUACUUUAACCAGGAGGAGACUUUGUGUGUCUCCCCAGAGGAGCGGGCCCAGAGAGGACACACUGAAGACUUUGUCCUUGGUUUCUCCCACCAACCACUGCAGUUCUAUCUAGUUACAGAGGAGUGCAAAAGCUUCGGACUUCAGACACCGCAGCACCAGCUCUUCCUGCUCAUCCCACUGUCGGUGCCCACCUUUGCGCUGCGUACGGUGGCUACACAGACUCUCUCUGAUAUAGUUACAGCCACUGGGUUUUAAUUAAACAGUUAACUUUGUUACAACAUCUUCAACUUUGGUAUAUUUUGACCUAAUAAUAUAUUAGUGUACAGGUGAAUAUCUGAAUUAGCCACUGCUGUUUGGUGUGUUCUGGUAUCUUUACUGAUGACUGCAAACAUAUCAUUUUUUAUUGACUAACUGAUAGAGGCCUUAAAAUCAGCUUCCAUCUGUUCAUAUUUUGUACAGAUGAUGGUUAUCCCUUUAAAACCAGAGCAAAUUGGCUUGUUUUCUUAAAAAAAACAACAAAACAAAAUCAGAAAAAAUGGGAGGAAGGGAAUGAGCAAUGCAGAAGAAGUGUCCCAAAAAUUUGCAAGAAAUCAUGAAAAAGUACAAGAAAAUAACCUGAAAAUUAGUAAAA
Molecule: messenger RNA, 1974 nt
Organism: Plectropomus leopardus (leopard coralgrouper)
Lineage: Eukaryota; Metazoa; Chordata; Actinopteri; Perciformes; Serranidae
Gene: fuz
Product: fuzzy planar cell polarity protein
Biological process (GO): vesicle-mediated transport; non-motile cilium assembly
Source: RefSeq, a predicted model, not a curated record